AUGGAAGAUAAGAAGAACACAAUUCAAGUCGAGGUGCGAAUAAAUCCUAGAUUAGACAAUGUAAUAGAAAGUACACCUUCAGCAUUGACCGUAGGAACAAAAACUUACACUUUUAGUAAAGUGCACCUUACUACAUCGCAGGUACAAAUUUACGACAGAAGUGUCAGGCAUCUCACAGAGUCUUUUCUUGAAGGGUAUAAUUGCACAGUGAUGGCUUAUGGACAAACAGGCAGUGGAAAAACUUACACAAUGGGAAUGACACACGAAGAUAUGACGGGGAUUGUUCCCCAGUCUCUUAAGCACAUAUUCAAGAUAACCCAGGAGGUAAACUGCAUUUUCAUCGAGGUUUACAAUGAAGAAGUGAUUGACCUGUUCAGUAAGCACAAAAUGCCUUUGAGCCUGAGAGAAGUAAAUGGAGAAGUCACCAUUGCUGGAGCAAGUGAAGUGACUCUGAAAUCAUACGAAGAUGGAAUUGAGGCCCUGAAGAAGGGAUCCUUGGAAAGAACAACAAAAUCAACCAAUAUGAAUUCAAAAUCGUCUAGAAGCCAUGCUAUAUUUACCCUUUUCCAUAGAAAGGAAGUAAAUGGAUCAUUCAUAACAUCGAAGUUUUCCUUUGUUGACUUGGCAGGAAGCGAAAGGCUUAAAAGAACCAUGUGUGCCGGAGACCGUGCAAAGGAGGGAAUCUCCAUCAACUCAGGGCUUCUGGCUCUUGGAAAUGUCAUUUCUGCUUUAUUUAAGAAAUCUUCCCACAUUCCCUUUCGAGACUCAAAACUUACCCGAAUUCUUCAAAGCUGCCUUAAUGGAUAUGUAUUGAUGGUGGCUUGCAUUUCUUCUUCUCAUGCCGACAUUGGCGAAACACACAACACCUUAAAGUAUGCAAGCAGAGCAGCCUCCAUAGAAACCACGACGAAAAUGAAUAUACAAGUGGAUAGUUCAAAGUUUACAACUCUUUUAUUGAAAAAAGAAAUACAGAAGCUUAAGGCUGAAAACCAAAUACUUAAGGAGAAGUUCCGUCGGGAGUCCAAAGUUAAUAUAGAGGAAUUAAUUUUGGAGAAUCGGAGUCUCAAAUCGAAGUUAGAAACUCUAGAUUUUGAAAAAAACGACAGAAGGGAGGAUAUCGUCCAAGAAAUUCUAAAGCAUCCUUUUGUUCAAAAUCUGAUAAACGAAAAUCAAAAACUUAAGGAUACGAUUCAAAGAAUGCCGAGAGAACCGGAAAAUCGAGGUUUAAUCACAGAUGAAUACAAAGGCCUAGAAUCUUUUAAAAGAAAAGCAUCGGAGAAUAGAAUAAACUCUCCAGAAAAUAGUUCCAGAAAGAAAAGGGACGAAGAGAAAUUAAAGAUAGUUGCAGAGUUAGACGAACCGGAAGCAUCGACAAAUAAUCCAGGAGAUAAUGAAUACAAACGCCAAAUAGAAAAUCAGAGCCAAAGGGAAUACAACAAAAUCGACACAAUAAGAAAAUAUGUAGACUCUCUAGAGAUAUCUGACACAUGCGAGAUUAUAGAAGAUCAGAUGACACAUGCAGCCUCCAGUAAGACCCAUAAAAGAAUUGUUUCCUUUGAUUUAGAAAGAAAUACCAAAAAAUAUGCACUUUUCACACCGAGAAAAGAGAAGAUAACCAUGAAUACAACUAUCGUAGAGAAACUAUCAGGAUACCUCCCUACUACAUUGGCCCUUUUCGAUUCCUGCCUUGUAUUUGGAUCUAUAGAUAAUAAAAUUAGAAAAUGGAGUGAUAGGACAGAAACUCUGUUUACAGAGGAGGGCGUUAGAUGUAUGGAAGGAUUAGAAACACUCUUAUACACAACUCGAGGAAUAUUGAAGAGGUUUGACCACAGAUCUGGUACACGUCCAGUAUAUGGUUUCAGAAGCGAAGUUUCGGCGUUACUCUCUAGAGAUAACUAUAUAUUUACAGGGCAUGAAGAUGGGACUCUUUCUAUACUGGACCAAAGGAAUUGUAAGUUAGCAUUUGCCGAAAAAGCACAUUCCGGAACAGUGUUCUGCAUAGAAAGAAUGGGGCAGGACACAUAUACAGGCUCUAGAGACCAUACUGUUAAGCGCUACAAUGAUGGCUUUAUAACCCUUUCCCCUCCACAUCUGGACUCAGUUCAGGGAUUAUUGUGCUAUAAGAACGAACUCAUAAGCUUCGGAAGAGACUGCUCGUUAAGAAGAUGGAAAGAUGGAACCAUAGUUAAAACUGUUCCAUAUGCACAUGACUCAUGGAUCAAGUGUGGAGCAUCGAUGGAGGAUUCGUUUGUUACCGGAUCCAAGGAUGGAAUGCUUCGAUUUUGGGACUUUUUAGAUAGUUCUAUGUUCUGCGUUGGAAAGAUGAAGAUUGUAGGAGCAAUAAACUCAGUAAUAUGGGAUGGGAAACUCAUUUAUGUUGGGACCCAAAGUAAAGAAAUUUUAGCAAUAAGAUGCAAAUACGAAAGUAACUAG
Encephalitozoon intestinalis ATCC 50506 is the source of this 2433-nucleotide messenger RNA. Its product is annotated as kinesin-like protein. Gene Ontology annotation, biological process: mitotic spindle organization; microtubule-based movement. The coding region runs from base 1 to 2433 and encodes 810 amino acids. The record is from RefSeq and is a predicted model, not a curated record. Gene Ontology annotation, molecular function: microtubule binding; ATP binding; microtubule motor activity. The transcript has a single exon. Lineage: Eukaryota; Fungi; Microsporidia; Unikaryonidae.